Eucalyptus grandis is the source of this 1578-nucleotide messenger RNA. RefSeq lists its product as uncharacterized. The record is from RefSeq and is a predicted model, not a curated record. Bases 154 to 1080 code for a protein of 308 amino acids. Gene Ontology annotation, molecular function: protein binding. The transcript is spliced from 2 exons. NCBI's taxonomy places the organism in Eukaryota, Viridiplantae, Streptophyta, Magnoliopsida, Myrtales, Myrtaceae.
CAGAUUCGGUGGCUUGCGGAGCACACGAACGUGGCCACAGACGAUCGUGGCAGCAGCUACUCUGAUUUGAACCUCGGCCAUGUCCGCUCGUUUCUGUCGUUCAACCUGAGGAGAGGCGUGCUCACCAAAGACAUCAGCACAUUACUUAGGAAGAUGACGUCCGAGAAUAACUAUAGCUUGCUAAGAGUGCUCGAUUUGGAGGGCGUGUAUAAGCCAUCCUUGCAAGGUGUGCUCCACAAGCUGGUGCUCCUAAGGUACCUAGGAUUGCGAUCCACGGUGUUGGAUUCGCUCCCGAGCACCAUUUCUGAUCUGCACUAUCUCGAGACUCUUGACAUAAAGCACACCAACAUCACUUCGCUGCCAAGUUCCUUUUGGAAGGCGAGGAACUUGAGGCACCUGCAUCUUAACUGGUUCUACAUCGACUUGAAGAACAUCCUCAAGGCUUGUAGCAACAAUGUCAAUGCCUUAACUCAACUCCAAACCUUAAGCGGGCUGGUUAUUGGCGAAGUUAAGGAGACCUCGGGCCUCGAGAACAGCUUGACAACGCUCACCACACUCAAGCUUUUCUUGCAACACUCAGAUAACGACACCUCAGGCGCUGCCGGGAAAACAAUAGCGCAUUGGAUUAGCUUCAGGCUCACCAAUCUUCAGUCCUUGACCUUUGGGGUGAUCCAAGAAGCCAAGCCCGUGGAAGUAGCCAUGAAAGUAGACCAGCCCGCACAAGAAGCCGAGCCCGCAGAAGAAGCGGAACCCACGGAAGAAGUCGCAGAAGAAGCCGAGCCCGCGAAAGAAGCCACAAAAGUAUCCGAGCCUGAGAAAGAAGCAGAACCCGUGCCAGAAGUAGUCGAGCCCGCGAAAGAAGAAGUCGAGCCCACAAAAGAAGCCACAAAAGUAUCCGAGCCUGAGAAAGAAGACAAGAAAGAAGGCAAGAAAGAAGCCAAGCCCGUGACAUCGCAGAUAGGCACGAUACCGGAGCUGUCGUUGGCUGAAAAACAUCACGAACUGUUGGAGCUCUACUUGCUGGGCCAACUCCACAAACCCAUCUGGACACAGCUCUUGCCGAUCUCGCUCAGGUAUUGACUCUGUCGGGUUCGAAGGUGGAAAUCGACAUGAUGCCCCAAUUGGGUGGUCUCCUGAAACAACUGAGGACCUUCAGGCUCUUGGCCAAUUCCUUCCUAGGCACUAGCCUGAGGUUCGCCAAAGAUGGGUUUCCGAGCCUCAUGAUCUUGAAGAUUUGGAAGCUGCCUCGGCUUAAGAAGGUGAUUAUAGAACGAGGAGCAAUGCUCCAUCUCAAAGAACUCGAGUUUAGGCACCUCGAUGCGAACACAAAAGUUAGAGGGAUCAAGGAGUGCAAGGAACUAGAGAAUAUAUGUGUCGUAUUCAAAAAGGGUGCUCGAAAUUUUGUUGACUGCCUCGACAAGCAAAAGAAAAAGACGCAGAAUCUAUGCAUGAUAGAAGAGACCGAGACGAAUGAACUUACAGACGAUGACAAGAGUCCCUGACGAUGACGAAGAUGCUCCCUUCCUUCAAUGUAAACCACUACAAUGAUAUUUCGAGUCGAACAUAUGUAUAUGUAAC